AUGCUCCGGGACGGUCCUUCCCCAAUUGGAAGGUUGCCUUUAAGAAUGCUCGAAGGCUCAGUGAUGUCCUUCGCUGUUGGGCCAAUGCGUACUUGGGCAUUGACGUCGCCGAAGAGGUGCCAGGUGGGGUCAAAGCACUGGCGGCGGACAAAGAGUUGA
Messenger RNA from Cladocopium goreaui, 159 nucleotides. The record is from the annotation of a GenBank genome assembly. NCBI's taxonomy places the organism in Eukaryota, Dinophyceae, Suessiales, Symbiodiniaceae.